AUGCGCGGUGUGGAUAUGAAAAAGGAUCAAUCUUUCUUUUUAUGUCAUUUGAAAGAUUCUCUAUUACCGUUCAUUCAGUUUCCUAUCGGUGGAAUGAUGAAAUCUGAUGUGAAACGAUUAGCAAAUGAAAUGAAUUUGCAGAGAAUAUCUCAAAAGGCAGAAAGCAUGGGUUUAUGUUUCAUUGGCAAACGCAAAUUUUCUCGUUUUAUUUCUCAAUAUAUCCCUGAUAAGGUCGGGACGAUUAAAUCUAUCGAAACCAAUGAAAUUAUCGGUGAACACGACGGUCUGCAUCGGUAUACCAUUGGACAACGAAUCACUCCGAUAAAUAAACAAGUUUCAUCGCCGAAACCAUGGUAUAUUGCAAAAAAAGAUCCGAGAGAAAAUGUGAUCUAUGUGGUAGAAAGCUUUCGAUCGAUUUCAUCGUUAUCAUCAGUUUCAUUUCAGGCGCCUGGCACAAAUCAUCCAGCAUUAUUCACCAAAUCUUUCCAAACCGAGCUCCCGCAUUGGAUUCACAAUAUCCCAUCCGUAUUAAAACAAAACGGUGUCUAUCAAUGUGAUUUUCGCUUUCAACAUAAACAUCGUCCAUUACCUGUAAUCGUUUCAUUGGCAGACAAUGGCACUUUACAUGUAUCUCUACCCAUUCCAAUUCGUUCGAUAUGUCCAGGCCAGUAUGCUGUGUUCUACGAUGGAGCUGAAGUGCAAGGUGCUGCACGCAUCGCUCAUAGUGGUACAUCGUUAUACGAAAUGAAUUGGACAGAGCCAUUGAUCAAUUCAGAUUUGAUUUUAAAUAUGUGUUAG
This is a messenger RNA of Adineta ricciae, 798 nucleotides long. Lineage: Eukaryota; Metazoa; Rotifera; Eurotatoria; Adinetida; Adinetidae. The record is from the annotation of a GenBank genome assembly.